AUGUCUACCCAGUCAAUCCUUAUUAGCGAAUUUUCUUCUGCCAGUACUUGGUACUGUGAAAUGGUAGACUCUCUAGAGGUUGGGUCCUCAGUUAAGAAGCAGCCAGUGGCUCCUAGCCAACAGCGCAGGGCACGAUCAGUGCAGUUUUCGAAUAUUGUUUCUAUAAACAAUUCAUCCAAUACAACUGUCUUGAACGAAAGUGGAAUUGGUCAGGCUCAAUCUGCAUACCAACGGAAUUGGUUACUUUCGCCCGUAAAAACCCAUGGUGUUGUGAGCAUCAGUACCAAAAAGAAUACUUCAUAUUGCAUGAUACAAAAUGUUUUUCCAAUGUCCACCCAAUCAAUCCUUAUCAGUGAAUUUUCCUCAGCCAGUACUUGGUACUGUGAAAUGGUGGACUCUCUGGAGAUUGGGUCUGCAACAGCAAAGGAACCAGUGGCUCCUAUUCAACAGCCAAGGGCACGAUCAGUGCGAUUUUCUGAUACUAUCUCUAUAACAAAUUCUUCUAAUGUAAUUGGUAUGGACAGGAGCGAAGGUGAUCAAAUCCAGUCUUCAUACCAUCGGAGCAUCAGAGAAUCUACUAUUACUACUACUACUCUUCCUCCUUCUUCCUCCUCUUCUACUUAA
Phycomyces blakesleeanus NRRL 1555(-) is the source of this 624-nucleotide messenger RNA. RefSeq lists its product as hypothetical. The record is from RefSeq and is a predicted model, not a curated record. The transcript has 3 exons. Lineage: Eukaryota; Fungi; Mucoromycota; Mucoromycetes; Mucorales; Phycomycetaceae. Bases 1 to 624 code for a protein of 207 amino acids.